UUUCUUACAAAUGCAAACUGUAUGCACUCAUUUGUAUAGUUUGAUUACAUCUAUGUUUGUUGUUUUGUUAUAUUUGUGACGUUCAUGUGUCAAGGAUUUAUCGUUUUUCUUAAUUUCUAAAAAGUUUACUGUUAGAUUAUUGUGCUGUUGCACGACAAAAUGGUGUUGUGGGGUAUCUAGGCAAGGGGAGAAUAUUUGCAAAGUUCCACUUUAAAGGACCGAAAAUAAUAAUGGCAACGGUGGAAUACGAUCUUGAUACUUCUGGAGGAUUAAUGGAGCAAAUUCAAAAGCUCGUUGCUCCUCCAGUAAGUGAUGAAGUCCUGCGUCGUCAGAGAAGAAAAGAAAGGGAGAGUAGAAGACAGGGUCGGGCUGUAAAUCAUGAUAGCUGUGACAGCUGUAAAGAGGGAGGAGAUUUACUCUGUUGUGAUUGGUGUCCAGCAGCUUUUCAUUUACAGUGCCAUGAUCCUCCACUAGAAGAGGAUGAUGUCCCACCUGGUGAAUGGCGAUGUCAUCGGUGUAAGGUGUCCCCACCCAAACCAGAGCCACCUAAAGAAAAAGAUGAUGAUGCAUCUUCAACCAAAAGCAAUAGCAGCAAUACGAGUCGUGGGAAAUCUCGGCCACAGCCCCCUAUCCCCGUCAUUGAGGAGAUUUUACUUGAGACACCCACAACAGAACAUUUGACGCCUUUACAGAAGUUGGCCAGAGCCGCCCAACUAAUGAACCCAGUCCAGUUUGAUUUACCCAGAGACAUAGCUUGCACUACACCACUGCCUGGAUCUAGUAAAAGGAAAUGGUGGGGCAGAGAGAGAAAUCCUAAUAAGAAGUUUGCUCAUGAAUUAGAUAAUGGCUUAGUUCCACUGCCAGCAAAGCUCUGCUUUUACUGCAGCAAGAGCUGUCGUGUUGGGGCCCUGAUUCAGUGUGAUUACUGCCCCUUACUUUAUCAUCUGGACUGCCUUAAUCCUCCCCUGGCCUCUCUACCUACCAAUCGAUGGAUGUGUCCAAACCACCCAGAAAACGUUAUAGAUGAACAUUUGUUGAAAAGUGUUGGGCUCACUGAGCGCAUAAAAUUAUGGAACAAGUUCAAUAAUCGCAUCAGUCAGCAUACCGUCAAACUCAACUUCCUAAACAAGGUCCACAGAGAGAGUCCACCAUUUAGGAUCAAAGUCAAACAUCCGAAGCGCAAAUCAUUAGCGAUUCCAGAAGCAAUCAAACUUCAUUAUCAAAACCCCUCACCCUUACUGCCUCGUGUUACGGAUUCCAGCACGACAGCGGUAGUGGAAACUGACGAGAAGCCAGUCCCGGACACUACACUGGAAGAUCAGGAGGAGUGGUUGUCAGCAGUUGUAUCAUUACAAACCAGUAUAGCAAGACAUUUAGCUCAAAAACAGAUACAGAAGUCCUCAUCAGAUUCUGGUAAAACAGAACAGAGUGUCAAAACGGAGAAACCUACAGCCUCUGUGCAACCUGUGAUACAGGGCAGUGACUCGCAGCCCAGUGAAGGGGGCGUGUGUGAUUCUAAAGUGACUAAUAUGGAGGUAGACAAACCCCUUAAUGGUCCCCUUACAGACGCUAUUUCAAAUGGACCUUUAGAAGGAAACCGAGGGGGUGCAAUCUCCUUAUUACAUCCCCCAGGCCCCUCCUCACAAAGUUCUGUGAAUGGUGAAGUGGGGGAAUCCAGUAAGAGUAAAUCGGAGACUGUUUUAAUCAAAUCCAGGAGUAAAAGUGUUGAUGGAUCUCCAGCCAACAUAGUGAGGGUGAACUGGGCAUCCGUGGACAAACAGACCACCUCAGGGCCAUCUACUUCUACUACUCCAUCGGGUAAAAACAUUGUCAUUAGUGCUAUCAACAAAGCCAACAAUACUGUAGUCACAAAAGUGUUAGGUCCCACUCAGGGCAACAAACUCCUAGCAAACAAUACAUUGGCAGCUAAUAGUGGCAGCAGUUCCACGUCAAUCCUGUCUCCGCGCGUGUCUGGACAGUCAGCAAUUAAAGUGGCCAGCGUACAGGGCAGGACUAACACAGUAGGCUCCACGGCUAAAGUCAUCACUGUCUCCACACCUACCACUGGUAAAAGUGGAGCCUCCUCCAAUAGCAAUAUUACGAUCUCAGGUGGCAAACCAUCUUCCACAACUGGCAGCCAGAACUCAUCCAAUGCCAUUGUCUCCCUAAAUAACUCACUCCAACAAUGUCUAGAGGGAACAGGUGAUAUAGAACUGAGUAAAUUGGACGAGAAAUUGAUUCAGAUCCUGGCCUGGCAGAGACUUCAGCAGCUAUUACCCUCCAAGUCCAGCUCUCCACAGACCCCAAACAAGAAGGGGGUGUUAAAUGGACUGCUCAACCAAGCAGGUAGCACUGAGGUCAAAGCUCGAGCAGUCCUUUGUCCACUGACCAGCAAAGGUCAGCCAAUAUCCAUGUGUUAUAGAACCCUCAAUAUUGGAACAGGUGCAGACAUGGAUGUGUGUUUGACCCAGUUUGGACACUGCAAUUAUAUUUCUCCCAAACAUGCAUAUGUGUUUUAUGAUGAGACAACCAAACACUACGAGCUUUUGAACUACAGUGAGCAUGGAACAACAGUGGACAAUGUCCUGUACUCAUGUGACUUCAGUGACAAGCCUUCAUCUACACCGCAGCCCACUUCUGUCGUAGCAGCUGUCCGCAAAAUCAUCAAGAAUAAGAAAGUGGAGAAACCCAAAGAUGAAGAGGUGAAGGAAGAAAAACGCUUAACAAUGAGUGGCAAAGCUAAUGAGAACAAGAAGCCUUGUAAUUGUAAGGCUAGCAGCUCAAGUCUGAUUGGAGGAAGUGGUGCAGGAUGGGAAGGAACAGCACUAUUGCAUCAUGGGAGCUAUAUCAAAGUUGGUUGUCUUCAGUUUGUGUUUAGCAUUGUGGACCAUGCCACUAAUUCUAUAGGACAGGAAAGGAAGAAAGAACCUAUGUCAUUACUUAAGUCCACUCUCCGAGGAUCAGUCCCAUAGAUUUCAUGUGAUUAUUUAGGAGAAUUUUUAUAUGAUAAAUUGUAAUUAGCUCAAACCUGAGUAUUAAAUUAAUAAGGAGUUUAUAUAAUGUAAGAUUUAAAGAGGUAUUUAGAUUUAUAGAGAAAAGGAGGUUGUAUUUUAUUGGUGGAUUUAUUUUUUCCUAAGGGCUUUGUUUAGAGUCUGGCCAGUACUUAAAAAUUGCAAAAACAAAAAGUCAGUGUGUCACAACUUCCUAUGUGUGUUAAUGUAACUGUCUGUAACUUAUCUUUGUAUGGGUUGUUUUCAGUCUUUCUUAAGGAGUUGUCUUUGAUAUAUUAGUAUAAAUCCUGUUUACCUUUAGUACCUAUUGCAAUAAAUCAAAGUUAAGCAGGAAGUGAGAUUUAUUGAGAGAUCUGAUUCUUCCUCAAAUUAGAAUUACUUAUAAAAUGAAAAGUCAGUUUAAUCACAGUAGUUAUAGAUUUUUAAUAAUUUAUCUGUUCAAGGUUUUGUAUCACAGAAGAUUUAUACUUGAAAUUCUGAAAAAGUCCUUGCGUAAAGUGUAGGAGCUCACACGUCAAAAUACUACCCUCCCAUUCUCCACUAGCCAGCAUUAUAUAGGGCAGCUGAUUCACUUUAUCCCCCUCGCUGUAAAUAUCAUCAGAACGGGGUAACUCAGGGUUGUCAUCAAGUCCACAGAAUGUGGGAUGUAACCGUUUAUAAAAUUUAAUUCCAUUGAUUGUUAAAGAAUGUUUCUUUGUAAUGAAGCUAAUUAUGAUUCUGAUUUUAAUGAAUCUUUUACAUAGCAUUUCAUCACGAAAUAAUGAACUUCGGUAAUUAUUUUAAAAGAAACUACAGGUAUAGGAAUGUGAGAUCAUUAUUUGCAAAUUAAAACAAGUUCAAGGAUUGUGUAUACACGUAUUUAAUAAAAGGAAAAAUAUGUAAGUCAUUUGGUGAAAUAAACUGUCUAACAUCUCGAUUUCAGUAAGGAUAUUUAUGGAGGUAAAACAAAGUUAGGUAUUUGUCACUAAGAAGAACAAUAUGAAUAUUAAUAUUAAAACUUGACAUUAUUGAGACACCAUUUAAUAAAGUCCUUUAAAUGUACCAGUACUUUAUUUAUCUAAGAUGUACAUUUUUCAUCGUGGUCAUGUUUAAAACAUGAUUUGGUUUAUCUUCACUAUGUGUAAUGAUUGUGAAAAAGAACCCAGAGAUUUAUAAAGAUUGAAAAGGCUUGUAUUGAGAACAAGUUUGACUUGUUAAAGUUGUGCAACUGCUGAAAAAUCAACCCUAUAGCUUUAAUGGUUUAUGACCCUCAACUAUAAAUCCCAAGUGAGAUAUUCUUUAUAUAUCCUAUCUUUGUUUAUGAUUGUUUUUACAUUGUUUUUGAAUUUAAUUAGGAUUAUUUAUUGUCAUUUAUACAAUGCAUUGUUUUGUUAUGAUAUUUGCAUUCAGUGCAAGUAUAUGUAGAGGAAAAUGAUAUUUUUAGUUGUCAGAAUUUGUACAUAAUAAAAUCAAUCUUAGGAAUAACAUUAUUUUAACCAUUCUGUAAAAAUUAGCCUGUACAUUUCAACCAGACAUAUUGUGUAAAUACUUGUACUUUGCCUAAAAUAUUUAUGCAUGAAGCAAAAUCAUGUCUUUUGUAAAUAUUGCGCAGAAAAUUCUGUUAUAAAUUUUUAGUCAUUAAGCAUAUUUUAGAAGGUAACCUUGGUUACAAUAAAAUUGUGUCAAUUUAA
Saccostrea cuccullata (small rock oyster) is the source of this 4681-nucleotide messenger RNA. Its product is annotated as PHD finger protein 12-like. The transcript has 15 exons. Gene Ontology annotation, cellular component: nucleus; Sin3-type complex. The record is from RefSeq and is a predicted model, not a curated record. Gene Ontology annotation, molecular function: transcription corepressor activity; protein binding. Gene Ontology annotation, biological process: negative regulation of transcription by RNA polymerase II. Lineage: Eukaryota; Metazoa; Mollusca; Bivalvia; Ostreida; Ostreidae. Bases 231 to 2972 code for a protein of 913 amino acids.